AUGACUUCCGGGGUACAGCCAGUAACACCCCAGCAGCCUGUCUCGCAACACCAGCAGCAGCAACUACAACAACUACAACAACUACAACAACUACAACAACAGCAACAACAGCGAGCGAACGCCCCGAAUACCCCUAGCACCCCGGUUGCUUCCCCGAUACACUCCGCCGUCUCCCCGCCCAACAAGCGCGAUUUGAAGUCAUGGUGGAAAGGCUUCAAGCUUCCCUCGAAGCAUCACGAGUCACACGGUACAACCGCCCCAUCUACUAUACCUUUCCCAAGAUCACAGCCCCAAAGGAAAGCUACUAUAUUUGCCGAGGACAUGGAAGGCGACCUUAAGCACCUCCCAUCCGCUGUAUCUCUACUUCGGAGCAUCGUCUUCAAGGAAGAAGAGUGCGCCGUUCAUCAAGCAAGUGCGAGCAUGAACCGGCACCCGCCAACCGGAAGACCACCCAGGUCGAGGGCGCCCAAGUUGCGCGCCCUCUCCCGUAUCAUGGCCUGCCGAUUUGGGGGCCACUCCCGUGCCGUGCGCCGCAAGUCUUUUCCGGCUAGACCUAAACUAAUUGUCGCAGACCAACGCACGCACGGUAUCUUUGGUGUCCCUCUACGCCAGAGCAUCACCUACGCCAAUGUCGCCAUCUCGCUCGUCGACGAGGAUGGCAAGAGCUACAUCUACGGCUACGUCCCGAUCGUCGUCGCGAAAUGUGGCGUGUUUUUGAAAGAGAGGGCGACCGAAAUUGAGGGGAUCUUCCGCCUGAACGGUUCUGAGAAGCGGAUCAAAGAGCUUAAGACCAUUUUUGACUCGCCGGACAGGUACGGCAAGGGGCUGGUCUGGGACGGUUACACGGUUCACGAUGCCGCCAACGUCCUGCGCCGCUACCUCAACGACCUUCCCGAGCCGGUCGUCCCCCUAGAUCUCUACGAAAAGUUCCGGGAGCCGCUGAGCGGAGCGACGAGACCAGGGGCUGGCGACGCUGAAGGGCCCCAGUUCGUCGAGCAUUUCGAGAUGGACGCCGCCAUCAUCAGGUACCAGCAGCUCAUCACCGAGUUACCGCCGCUGAACCGCCAACUUCUGCUGUACAUUCUAGACUUGCUCGCCGUAUUUGCGGCCAAGUCGGACCAGAAUCGCAUGACGUCACAGAACCUCGCCGCCAUCUUCCAGCCCGGCAUGUUAUCCCAUCCGAACCACGCCAUGGCGCCAGAGGAGUACCGGCUGAAUCAAUGCGUCAUCAUCUUCCUGAUCGAGAACCAGGAUCACUUUCUCAUCGGGAUGCAAGGCACAGCGGCGGACGAGAAAACCGUUGAAGAGGUCCAGAAAGGCACGCCGGUGCUCAAACCGCCAUCGACGCCCGUUUCAAAGCCGAGCAUCGUACGGUCUACGUCUAGCGCGAGCGCUGGGGCCGAGAGCGUUGCCAAGGAUGGCUCGAUUCGAAGAAAUAAGUCGACUUCGUCAAGACGGUCAUUCCACUCCAACGGUUGCCCCAGCCCUGCCAGCCCGGCAUUGACCGCUACCCCAACAGGGGGAGGUCUGGCUCGGAGCAACACUCUGCCCUCCAAGAAAUCGCCAGCUCUGCAGGCGGGGAGGUUUGCCUCUCGGAACGACUCCCAUGUUGCACCCAUGACCCCCGUUGCACAGCCGGCGGGCACAGUGGUAUCGCCACCUGCUGUUGUGGAGGAAAUAGUGGUUCUUCGGGAAGGGGCGGCGCCAUCCAGCUCGCAGCCCGGCUUGACUAUCCCCGGUGCUAAGAGCCGGGAGAGGCUCCUUGAACCUCUUACCCCUGAGGCCACGACCCCGUCCAAAGACAAGAAACGGCCCAUCCUGUUCCAGAGGAUAGCAUCGAGCGAGAGCGACGGACGCCAGCCGAACAAACUGAGGAAGAAGAGGUUACCGGGCAGCGCAAACCCUAGCGCCCAUAGUUCGACGGCCUCGCUUCCCCAUUCAACCUCGGUUUCUCCCAACACCGAAGCGGUGAGCCCUCUGGAGGUAAUCCCGUCCGUUCCCCGGGCCGCAGGCGCCGGGGAACCCGUGGAGACCCAACAGCCCGAAACUUCCUCGGAACUAACACCAAGACCCUCGCACGCUGUGCCCGUCAACGCUCGGAGGGAUCAUCCGGGACACACCGAGCCGAGCAGUGCCGUUACGCAUUCCGAUCCUAGCAGUACUACUACGAGUGGCAAUCACACCGAUGCCUUGCAUUCUGGCCAUGCCCACGCCGACACGCUCCAUCCCAAUAGCGCUCAAGCGCCGUUGAAAUCCAGGAAAUCUCCUCCGACCUCACUACAUAGCUCUUUUAACGAAGGGUCGGAUCUCGACCAGGUCGAUGAGCUGGCAACGGCCCCUGCCGAGGUACCCAUCCCCGACACGCCUAGCGAGAAGGAGAAGAAGAAGCGAUGGCGUUUGUCGCGCAAGAAGGAGGAUGCGUCACCACCCUCUUUCCCCUCCUUCGCCUCUCCGCGCCCUGUGAUGGGGUCGAAUGCGACAGCGGGCGCCAGCGGCACGUCUAUCAGCAGCGGCGGGAAGCUCGGGCAGAGCUUGAUGGACAAGAGCAUGACGGACAUGUCGGACCGCACCACGAUCAAUGAGGCGCCGCUGGUCGAAGUGUCGAGCAAGGAGAGCAGAGACGACUCGCACAAGAUCUCAAACUGGAUCAAGAACAAGUACCGCGAGCACAAGGAGAACGUCGAGCACCGGCGGAACAAGUCCCCCCCUGCCGGGGAACGGACUGUCUCGAUUGGGUCCAGUUUGAUGUCGUCGCGGGGGAAGAGCCUGGACCUGAAGCGCGCCGAGGAGGAGAAGCCGCCGGUACCGCAGCCUGUACAAGCUGCGCCGCCCCAGUCUGCACCACUCCAGCCCUCGCAGCUUCAGAACGUGCUUCCCCAGCCUCAGCCCCAGACCCAACUCCCGAUCCAUACUCGGGUUCAGUCCCAGGUCCAGCCGCCGGUCCAACCUCAAGUCGAGUCUCAGAUUCAACCCCAGGCCCAACCCCAAGUCCCGCCUCAGAUCCAGCCUCAGGAUGCGUCUCCGAUCCAACCCGAUGUCCAACAUCAGGUCAGACCCCAGGCCCAAGUCCAGACCGCGCAGCCCGAGGCCCAGCCUCCGACGCAGGCUCAGCUCGAACCCAAGAACGAAGCCGAGGACCAACCCAAGGACCACGCCCAAGAUCAACACCAUGACCAGUCUCAACACCAAUUUGAAGUUCAGCCUCAGGCCCAGACUCCGGCGCCGGCGCAACCCCAAGAACCAAAGGCGCAAUGA
This is a messenger RNA of Chaetomium fimeti, 3255 nucleotides long. RefSeq lists its product as uncharacterized. NCBI's taxonomy places the organism in Eukaryota, Fungi, Ascomycota, Sordariomycetes, Sordariales, Chaetomiaceae. Gene Ontology annotation, biological process: signal transduction; activation of GTPase activity; regulation of fungal-type cell wall organization. The record is from RefSeq and is a predicted model, not a curated record. Gene Ontology annotation, cellular component: cell cortex. The coding region runs from base 1 to 3255 and encodes 1084 amino acids. The transcript has 2 exons. Gene Ontology annotation, molecular function: GTPase activator activity.